Molecule: messenger RNA, 1278 nt
Organism: Armigeres subalbatus
Lineage: Eukaryota; Metazoa; Arthropoda; Insecta; Diptera; Culicidae
Exons: 1
Coding region: 1-1260 (419 amino acids)
Source: RefSeq, a predicted model, not a curated record
AUGGAAUCCUCAAACGUGGUGCCGGAGUUCAGUAUCGAUGAGCUGAUUGCGAUCGUAUCCAGGGUUGGGGAGUGUUCAAAGGAUCAGUUUUUCGUGCUCGAUCACACUGUUGAACGGUUUAGUACGAGUGUGGAUGGAUUUCUUGCGGAGCAUUACGCACUGCGAGUAAACGUACGUUGGACGAAUCAACCGCAAGAUGAGGCUGAUCACAAACUGUCGUUGUUUGUGAAAGCACUUCCACAAAACAAUCCGUGCUUGCUGGAAUAUCUUGGCAACAUCGGAACGUUCCGGAAGGAGAUCACAUUAUUCGAAGAGGUGUUGCCGCGAAUUCAUCAGGCGCUAAGUGGCAAAAAAUUCGCACCUAAGAUGUUUCACGCCAAGGGAAACAGGCUGAUCGUUAUGGAGAAUUUGAAGAUCAAAGGGUAUGACAUCGUAACCGAAAACAAUGGACUUCUGGAUGGUUUCCAACUACGAAAGGUAAUGGAUGCUUUGGCUAGUUUGCACGCCGGCUCGUUGAUCGUCGAAAAGAUUGAAGGAAAGAGCUUGACGGAUUUGUUCCCUGGUGUGUUAGAUGAAAACGCCUGGGUUGAAUGUGUGAACAGUAUCCGGAGAAAAGACGUUGAAAAUGUGAUUCAAUUUUGGGCUGAAGUGGUGAAACUCUCGGAGAAGAAUAUCAAACGGUUGAAUAUUAUUUCAAACGAUCUUCCCCAGGUAAUUCGAAGAAUUUACGAUUUUGUUAAACCCUCUUCACAGUUCCAGAAUGUGUUGUGUCAUGGUGAUUUGUGGAAUAACAAUCUGAUGUUCAGAUCACUAGUCGGCAUUCCAGAAGAUUGUAUUCUAGUGGAUUUUCAAAUGUCGAGAUAUGUACCACCUGCUUACGAUCUCAAUUUAUUGAUCAGUCUUUCAACGUCUCGAAUUUUCCGGAAGGAGCACUAUGAUGCACUGGUGAUGGAUUACUACACGAAAAUUCAGAAAUAUUUGGCUCCGCAUGAGAUUGUCAUCGGCUUGGAAGCUUUCAAGGAGUCAUGUGGAUUUUAUAAAACAGCUGGAUCGAUUCACGCCUGCCUGAUAAGCCCUGAAGUGUUAUUACCUCAAAGUUAUAUUCAAAAAGUGAUAGCAGAACCGGACGCCAGCUGUGGAUUUAUGCCGAAAUCGAAAGUGGCAAUCUGCUUGAAAGCUUUUCAAGAGGACCCCCCGUACCGUACCCGACUUUUGGAUAUGUUGGACGAGCUUAUCGAUACUGAAAUUCUACAACAAUAAAUAGUUUUUAAAACUGUC